AUGGAAGAACCAAAUGAUAAGUUAAGUAGAAAAAAAAAGGCCUGCUUCCCGGAGAGUAACUCUCCUUCAAGCGAAAACCACAGGAGUAAAAAAAAAAAAAUAAAAGUUGGAAGCGGCAUACGGGGUAAAGAAGGUACAGUGGCCAUGGGGGAGUCUCCCCCGAGUAACCCCCCGCAGGAACCCCUACCAUUUGACUUCUUCACUCAAAAUGAUUAUAAAAAGUACGACGAUUUUGUACGCUUUUGUGAGGAGAGCUUUGCCUACAUUGAUAUGGAAGACGUGAAUAAACAAAUCGCUGUUCUCAGAUCGAGGGGUGGCCAAGCGCAGAUGUACUUGUCCAAUGUGAUUAGAAGUUCGGGUGAUGAGGGGGGAGAAGAGAGUGGCUGCGACCGGGAGAUGAACAAGAAGCAGGAGGCCGCUACCACCACGCAAGAACAAAAGUACAAGAAGAAUCUGAAGCUUAUAAAUAUAAAGAAGCACAAACGAGCCAGGAUCAACUUGAUACUUAUUAAGAAGAAGUACACGGACGGGGGGCAUAUGGAGGGGGAGCAUGUUGAGGGGAAGCAGACGGAAGGCCGCCCCACCGCCAAGAAAAACACCGUGGUCGUGUCCCCCAUUUUCAUGCCUGUCGGCACGAAGAGUUGCAUCAAAGGCCUGGUGCAGGAAGAAGUGCAGCUCCUGUGCAACCACAUAAUCCUGAGCAACACAUACCACUUAGCCAAUAUAUAUGACAUGUCAACUUUUGUACAUAACAAGGACAUUAACAAUUUUAUUCGUUUUCCAAAUGCCAUGCUGACCGACUCGGGGGGGUUCCAGAUGGUCUCCCUCAGCAAGCGAAUAAAGAUUCUGGAGGAGGGCAUCCUCUUUGACAAUAUUUACGACGACGCGGUUAUGCGCAGGAACGUGCUCGCCGUGGGGGGAGUGACCGAAUUGACGCAAGUGGGGGAAGUGAUGGAAGCGGCAUCCGCUGAGAUAGGGGACACGGCUAACCAAAUGGAUGCCGCCCCCCGGAGGGAAAUCCUGCUGACGCCCGAAAGCUCCAUACGGCUGCAGAACCACAUCGGGAGCGACAUCAUCAUGGCCCUGGACGACGUGCGCCCCGCGACGGAAACGGACGUGCAAAAGAUAGAAGAGGCGACGCACAGGACCAACAGGUGGCUGCAGAGGUGCAUACAAGCUCAUAGUAGGGAAACGGAGCAAACACUAUUUGGAAUAAUUCAGGGGGGACUUCACAUCAGACUGAGAAACGAAUCUAUGCAAUUCAUAUUGAAGCAGAAACUGAAUGGCUAUGCUGUGGGGGGACUCUGUGGUGGUGAAAAAAAAAGGGACUUCUUUAACAUAGUGCACCAUUGCUCAAAUGAGAAAAAUAAAAAAUGGAAUCAUUUACCAGAAAAUAAAUGCAGGUACAUUAUGGGCAUUGGCUACCUCGCUGAUAUUCUCUUUUGCUCUCUCCUGGGUUACGACAUGUACGAUUGUGUGUAUGCGUCGAGGACGGCUAGGUUUAACACUGCCUUGAGCUAUGACGGAACCAUAAAAUUGAAGCAAGCCAAGUAUGCCUUUGAUUUCUCUCCACUUGUGAAAAACUGUCACUGCUAUGUGUGUUCUAAAUUUUCUAAAUCGGCUCUGCAUCUACUUAUUUCGAAGAAGAACCCAAUUGUAAAUGUCCUCUUGACCAUACAUAAUAUUUAUUUUACCUUGCACUUUUGCUACCUCCUGCGAGUUGCCAUCUUUUUAGAAAAAACGGACCUGUUCGUGACGACCUUCCUCUACAACUACUUCGUCAUCGGGUGCAGGAAUGGAAACUAUAAGAUCCCCGAUAAUGACAAGGCGGCCCCGGGUGAGGAUACAUCAAAUGGGGGGCCAAGCCACCCCCAGGCGACGAACACGCAGGAUAAUUCAACACGUGUGGAUGAAAGGGAGGAAUGCAGAAGCACACCGAUUAUAGCGACUACACAGACUACACCCACAGAGGACCGAAAAGGCGAAAUGCUAAAGGAGUUAAAGGAUAAGUUGCCACACUGGGCUUUGCAGGCGCUGGAAUAUGCAGAAAUAGAACUCACCUUUUGA
Molecule: messenger RNA, 2067 nt
Organism: Plasmodium fragile
Lineage: Eukaryota; Apicomplexa; Aconoidasida; Haemosporida; Plasmodiidae
Product: queuine tRNA-ribosyltransferase
Exons: 1
Coding region: 1-2067 (688 amino acids)
Biological process (GO): tRNA wobble guanine modification; tRNA queuosine(34) biosynthetic process
Cellular component (GO): cytoplasm
Molecular function (GO): pentosyltransferase activity
Source: RefSeq, a predicted model, not a curated record